Messenger RNA from Penicilliopsis zonata CBS 506.65, 1575 nucleotides. RefSeq lists its product as hypothetical. NCBI's taxonomy places the organism in Eukaryota, Fungi, Ascomycota, Eurotiomycetes, Eurotiales, Aspergillaceae. Bases 1 to 1575 code for a protein of 524 amino acids. Gene Ontology annotation, biological process: DNA repair. The record is from RefSeq and is a predicted model, not a curated record. The transcript is spliced from 4 exons. Gene Ontology annotation, cellular component: nucleus.
AUGCCUCACGCAGAUAAAGACGUCAUGGGCGAGCCGACAGUCAACGGCGAGAAGGUCUACUCGCAUUUCUUGGAUCAUCUGACAUCCUAUCCUAUCGUGCUCGACUCGAUCUCUACCUUCAAGAAGAACAAGUAUGGCGCCAAGUCGUUAGAGUUUGCCGAUCAAGGGUACACUCGCAUAGCCAAGCCGAUUGUCCCCUACCUGUCGACGCCAUACACCUACGUUGCGCCGUACGUCGCCAAGGCCGACUCUCUCGGAGAUCAGGGUCUUACCAAGAUCGAUACAACCUUCCCGAUCAUUCGAGAAGACACCGAGAAGAUCAAAGUCACCAUCUAUGACAGUGCGUCGUAUCCCCUGCGCGUGGCUGGGGACGUCAAAGCCCACGUCUUCGACACCUAUGGGUCCGAGUAUAAGAAGUGUGGCGGCGACGGAAUGGUUGCUACGGGCAAGGCAGUCAUCACCACCAGCCUGGUGCUCUCGCAGGAGACCUUGGCCAUGAUCAGUUCUUUCUUACAGACCAAGAAAGAGCAUGUCAAGGAGAUUGCUGACCUCGUCGCUGAUGGAUCUCAAUCAGAAGCCGGGCCAGCAGGCUCUCCUCCUCAGCGAAGACGCAUGCGACGAGUCGAGGAGGAGGAGGAGGAGGAGGAUGACGACUCGUCCGGAUCCGCCGAUAGUGACGAGAGCGCCGACAUCCGCGCCCCGAGCAGUACAGACGUGAUGAUCAAGAAACUGGUUCGCCUGGCUCUUGCCAGUGAAUAUUCACGACAGACAAUCCGCCGGACGGAUAUCAGUGCCAAGGUUCUCGGCGAGCAGGGAUCGAGGCAGUUCAAGACUGUGUUCGAAGGGGCGCAGAAGGCGCUCCGCACGCGGUUUGGGAUGGAGCUGGUGGAAUUACCUGUGAAGGAGAAGCUAACUCUUACGCAAAGGAGGGCUGCACAAAAGGUCGAGAAACCGUCGACAUCGAACAAGUCGUGGAUCGUAACCUGCAUGUUACCGAGUGUCUAUCGCAAACCCGAGAUCCUCCCGCCGACAAAGGCGCCGUCCUCGGCAAGAGAAAGCACGUAUACAGCGCUGUAUACAUUCAUCAUCUCGCUGGUAAUGCUUAAUGGCGGCACGCUCGCCGAACAGAAGCUCGAGCGGUAUCUGCAACGCACCAAUACAAGCGAUUAUACCCCGAUCGACCGGACGGAUAGGUUUCUACAACGGCUAUGUAAAGAAGGAUAUCUCGUGCGGAACAGAGAGACAGACAACGGCGAGGAAAUCAUCGAGUACGUGGUCGGGCCCAGGGGAAAGAUUGAGGUUGGAGAACAGGGGGUCGCCGGCCUGGUCCGCGAAGUGUAUGGCCAUCAGGCACCGCUCGGCGACGACAUGACCGCCUUGGAGAAGGAGACCAGAGAACGGUUCGAACGCCGCCUGCAGAGGAGUCUGGGAGUCGCUCCGCCGGAGCAAUCGAGAGGGGAUGGCGAAGCCCAGGGGGAGAAUGCACAGCAAGAAGCACGGCAGAGAAAUCAGCAACCGCGACGGUCAAGACGACACGCCGAACAAGAGAGCUCAGAUGACGACGAAAGUGAUUGA